This is a messenger RNA of Myotis myotis, 2274 nucleotides long. RefSeq names its product DISC1 scaffold protein (gene DISC1). The record is from RefSeq and is a predicted model, not a curated record. The transcript has 14 exons. Lineage: Eukaryota; Metazoa; Chordata; Mammalia; Chiroptera; Vespertilionidae. Gene Ontology annotation, biological process: cilium assembly; neuron migration. Bases 1 to 2274 code for a protein of 757 amino acids. Gene Ontology annotation, cellular component: intermediate filament cytoskeleton; microtubule; centrosome.
AUGAGACGCGAGGCUGGGCCCCUGAUCAGGUUGCUCUCCGCUGCCGGGGGCGCCUCGUCCCGGGCCCAGGGCGGGGCGUGCGGCUGCCCAGGGGGUGUGGCCCUGGGGACGCUGGGUGUCGGGGGGCAGCGCCCACCCAUGGACGGUCCUGAGGCCCCAGGUCCUCGCCGGGACGCCACCUGUGGGGAAGGAGCGAGGGACACCCGGACAGAAGGCCGCCCGGCCCCCGAGGAGGCGAGUGGCCCCAGCUGCAGCCUCGGGAGUGGCCCCCAGACCCCCUUGCCCCCCGCCAGCCCCCCGCCGGCCUUCAUCUCCAGCUUCAGCUUCAUCCGGCUCUCGCUCAGUUCAGCCAGCGAACGUGGAGAAGCGGAGGGCUGCCCGCCGGCCAGGGAGGCCAAGGACACGGGGGCCAGAGCUGCCAGCCCAGAUGGGCACCACCAGGACCCUGGAUGUCUCUCUCCCCGCUUUGGUCUCAAGGCAGCUCGGGGCCCCGCGGACUCCGCCUGGACUCGGACGGGCGGCCCCCGGCUGGAGGGUGAGCCACUCUCUGUACUGGACACAGACGCCGCCUCCUCCUGCUCCCUGGAUCCCCCAGGGUGCGAGGGGACUGCUAGCCGCUGGGACCCGCUGCUCCGGAAGUGCGAACCCCUGCUGCAGGGGUGUCUGCUCAGCCACCGCCGACGGCUGGAGGUGAACGCCUUAAGGCUGAAGCUUCAGAAACUCCAGGAGAAAGCCGUUGAGGAGGAGGAUUACGAUAAGGCGGAAACGUUCAAGCACAAGUUGGACAACCUGGAGGAGGAGGAGGAGGAGGAGAGCAGCCUGUGCUUCCAGCUCCCCUCGAGGCAGCCGGCCCUCUGCAGCCUCCUGGUCCACCUGGGAGCCCAGGCCGAGGCCGCCUUGCACCGGGCAGCUGAGCAGGCGGGCGGCGAGGACACCCAGGCCCCGCUCUGCAUGGUCCCCCCGGCUGACGGCCCCCCGUGCGCAUCUGUCACCAGACGAGACCGACUUCUUCACGAAAAGCAGCAACUGCAGGAGGAGAUGGAAGCCCUGCAGGCCCGUAUGUCUGUGCUGGCAGCGAAGGACCAGCAGCUGAGAAGGGAGAUGGAGCUGCAGCAGCAACUCCUCCGGUGGCGGGACUGUGACCUGCGGCCCCUGCUGGAAGGGCUGACCCCAGGCGAGCUGCAGGAGGUCCACCAGGCGGCAAGGGACACCCUGGCCCUGGCCGGUCAGAGUCCCCUCCCUGCAGGACCUCCCGAAGCCGUAAGGAGCCUCCAGGAAAGGCUGAAACCCCUCCACUGGUCCCUGAGAGAAAUCGCUGCGAAGGUGUGCAGGACCCAGAGGCUGUGCGGCUCCCUGCGGAGGAGCCUUCACGAGAUCGAGACCCAGCUCCCGGCGUUGCUGGAGGCCAAAAUGCUGGCCGUGUCAGGAAACCAUUUCUCCACGGCCAAGGAGCUCGCAGAGGAGAUCGGCGCGCUGACCAUGGAGAGGGACGGGCUGGAGGGCCUCCUGGCCCGGCUGGCGGGGCUGAGCGCCAGGAACGUCGCCGCGCUGGGGGGUGUGCAGGCCGAUUACAGCCGGCUGCAGAGGGAGCUGGACCGCGGGAAGGCCGCCCACGAAGCCAGCGUGAAGGAGGAGGCCGAGAGGUACAUGGACGCGCUGGAGGGCAAGCUGCGCAGCUGCCUGUGUCCGCUGCUGGGAAGAGUGUGGGAAGCCGACGUGGAGGCUUGCCGGUUGCUGAUCCAGAGCCUGCAGCCCCCGGAGCCGCGGGGCAGCCCGUCUGCAGAGGAUGAGCCGCAGCUCGGUGACUUGGCGGGAGACGGCCGCACGGCAGCCCCGGGCAGCGGCCCCGGGCCCCCCGCCGCCGAGGAUGGGAGCAGGACCCCCCUGCAGGCGUCCGAGGAGUGGAAGGCGCCCCCGGCUCCCUCUCCCCACCGUGCUGCCAGCGAACAGAGAGAGGGACCGCACACCCUUUCCGCAGAGCUGGGCGAGAAAUGCGAAGCCAUCGGCAAGAAGUUGCUGUGCCUGGAGGAUCAGCUGCACGCGGCCAUGCACAGCCACGAUGAAGUCCUCAUUCAUAUCCUUUCCGUUCUCGUGGACGAACCGCCCGCCAGCCUGAUCCGGACCACAGAUGCACAGAAGUCCCUGCGGAGCGAGCUCCGGCUGGUGAAGGAGACCCUGCAGGCCAUGAUCCUGCAGCUCCAGCCCCCCAGGGAGGCGGGGGAGAGCGAGGCGGCCUCCUGGGCCACAGCCGGUGUGCGGGAAGCGCAGGCCUGA